AACGCGCAAGCGCAGUUCGGACAGGGUUGCAGAUUCCUGCUCAUUGUGUACUGACUGCGAUGUGGUGGUGGCCGCGGUCUCUCGCCGCCGGUAGAGGCUCCUGGAAGGGUGACCUAGCGGUGACCAAACACGGUGGCCAAAGCCGCAAAGGGAGAGCGGCAGUGGUGUGGUCAGGUCUGGGAGGAAGGGGUGAGGGAAAGCCGAGGAUGUCUGAGUCGUGGUCCAUUCUGGAGGACCCUGCUGUAAUGCCCCAAACUUCCAGAGUGUGUGUCUGAGAUUUUAUUCCAAAUGGAGAAGGGAAGGACCGGCAGGAUCGGGCUUCUUGCGUUUUAGGGUCCCAGUCUCAGUGCCUGUGGAGCGGAUGGGGCCAGGGCCUCCUCUAGCGUGUGGUGGAGCAGCAGCCCCGGCACACAUAGCUGGUCGGGGUACGGCUGAUCCCGAGCCCGCCACAGGGUUUGCCAAGGGCGAGGGAGCCGCAGUGCAGCCCUGCAGCACCUCCCUGGGGACCCGACCGAGCAGCAGGCACACACGUUCACUGUGGCUCUCCUCGCCUUUGACUCCGGGUCACCCAAAUGGCCCCGGAGAGUGAGAAGUUGAGGCUAUCGAAGAGCGUGGCCUGAGAGACUUCAACAUCGAGGCUCUAGCCUACUUAGGUCGCGUCUUUUCAGGAGAAAGUCAACCCUCUUUCCACCCCUUCCUCUUCUCCCCUCCGGAUCCGCAGUCCCAGGAGAGACAAUUCCUUAGGACUCCUCAGCAUACUUUAGGGGAAAGGACAGAGGGCGGGUACAAAGUAUGGGGACUGGGACUGGAGCAAGCUUUCUGCCGGUCAAAGUAUUUAAAAUACAGAAGGGGAGAUAGGGAGGAUAUGACUACAGGAAAGGUGUGAGGGAGGGAGUGGGGAAAAUCUCUCAGAAGCAGGAGAGUUUGGAGCAAAUGAGACCGAAGGGUUCCUUGCAGGGAGGUACAGUGGACCCCCAGAGUGCGAAUGCCACAGCCUCUCUCCUGCUGCGACACCUUCUGACCCAGCCCUCUCCUCACAGGUGUGUGGCCGCUUCUAGCCUGAAGAAUCCCGAGCUUGCUUACGCCCCUCGCCGGCCUCCGCAGCACUUCGCCUGUCCCUAAGAGGAAGCAUCAGAGAAGAAAGAAUGGCUGUGAGCCACCUGCCAACCGUGGUCCAGGUGAGUGGGGUUUUCGCCCUAAUUUGCCUUCUGAUUUGAAGAGUACGGGGAUGUUUCUUCCCCUGCCCAGGAGCUUCACUCCUACUCCAAUCUCCCCCGCACAGUUGACCCGGGUUGCUCUCUCCUACCGUGUUGGCUUCUCCAGGUGGCUAUUAGAGCUAAGUGACUUGCUAAAGUUCAUGUAAGGGGCACAACUGGUUGGUCUGAAAUGAAAACCUUUCCCCGGCCCUGUUUCUACGAGCAGGUAAGAUUAGAGGUCUGAAUGGUAAAGAUCUGACACAGCCCUGGAGAGGUUUAUUAUUUUCUUUUUCUUAAAAUGUUAUUUGGCUGGGCCGGGGAUUUAGCUCAGUGGUUCCGCCACCUGCCUUGCAAGCUCAAGGUCCCGAGUUCAAUCCCCGGUACCAAAAAAAAAAGUUAUUUGGCUUUUUACUUCAUAGAAAUAUUGGAUACCAAUGGAAUUAUUUAAAAGACUUCUUUUGUGGGUUGGGGAUGUAGCUCAGUGGUAGAGUGAUUGCUUAGCAUGCUCAAGGUUCUGGUUUCAUUGCUAGCACACCUCCCCCCCCAAAAUGUGCCUCCAUGUCCAUUAAAUUCCUGAAAAGCUCUGAGUGGUGCCAAGCUCUUUAAAAUAAGAGUACACAUCUGGGCAUGGUGGUGCACACCUGUAAUUCCAGCUCUCAGGAGGUUGAGACGAGAAUUGCCACAAGUUCAAGGGGAGCUUGAACUACAUAGUGAGACCUUGUCUCAAAAAAAAAGUAUGUAAUCUCUUUUGAAGAGAACGUAUUCAUUCAUUCAUUCGGGUGUAUAAAUUCUGGUGCAUUUGGCAAAAUUGUUCUAAUUCCUUCACAUUUAAAGCUUCACCUAAUAGCUGCCCACUAGGCUCCACCUCUUAAAGCUUCUGCCACCCCUCAGUACCAUUACACUGGGGACCAAACCUAGCAUAUAAAUAUUUGGGGACAAACUGUCUAAACCCUAACAAUGUCACUGCCCAUCUUGUGUUUAUAGCCUGCAUUACUUUGGUUGUCAGGCAUGGACAUGCAUCAGGGAUGUAAAAUGUGCCGAGUAUUAUGGUCUAUGCUAGAAACUCACAGGUGGAAAGCAGUCUCUGACAAACUGGUUCAUGAGUUCAAUUUAGCAAGUGUUUCCCGGCUGCCUGCUGUAUACCAAGGCUUUAGAUUCCGGCAGCAGAAGUGUAAUUGAGACUACCUUAAUCAAAAGUUGGUGUUUAUGGGAAAGAUACUGAGUUACUUCCCCAAAUCUAAAGACAGAGAUAAGCCGGACUUUGGCUGUGGAAAUGGCAUCUGGAAUACCCUAACAGUGCUCUCUGUUACCCCUUGGUUUUCUCUGAGCUUCCACUUAAUCUUUCUUUCACAGUAUAAACCAGCUCCCUGGUGGCUAGGAAGACCUUGUGAAAACACUGAAUUCUAUGUAUUAGAUUUCUGGUAUUUGAGAGAAACAAUUUCUUCUGUCUUAGUUUGAAAGUUUUCAAAAAAAAAAAAAAAAAGGACUAGUUGUAAAUCAGAGGGAACAGAGUCCCAGAGUAUAAAUGUCUGUUUCCAUGGUGCGCGCGCGCGUGUGUGUGUGUGUCUGUGUGUGUCUGUGUGUCUGUCUGUCUGUCUUGGGGGUGGACAGAUGAGCAGUUGAAGAAUUGCAGAAAAGUACAGUCUGUAUCACUUAACAGUAACAUGUCCUGAGAAAUGCACUAUUAGGUGAUUUUGUCCUUGUGCAAACACCAUUAACAGUAUCUGUACAAAUCUAAAUGACCCAGGUCAGCCCCUCAGUGUGGCUUCUUGAUGCAGUCAAGAUGAACAUGAGAUGUGCCAGGCUCUUAGCAGUGUGCCACUGCAUGUUGUUUUACAGCGCGCUUUUUUUAAAUAAGUAGAAGUGAUGACUAAAAGUAUACUGGAUAUGUGAGCCAGUAACGUUGUUGACUAUCGUUACCAAAUAUUAGGUGCUGAACAUGCAUGAUCGUAUGUACUUUUGUACACCUGGCAGCACAGUAGGUAUUGUAUCCCAGCACCACCUCGAGCAUGGAAGUGGUGCACUGUGCUAAAAUUUGACGCCAGCUGUAAGUACAUCACUAGGCAACAGUGAUUUCCAGUUCCAUCAUAGUCUUAUGUGGCCACUUUCAUAUAUGUGGCCUGUCAUUGAGCCAAACAUUAUGCUACGUAUGACUUUUAAUAGUUGCUGCAACUAUGACCAUGCUGAAGAUGCUGAGAAGACGAGGGAGAUGUAGAACUGUUCCAUACUGUGGAGGUAACAGUCCAAAGGUGGAGACUGAGCGUAAACCAAAGAUCGCAGUGAAGUGGGUCAGAGCUUCAGCGGGCCCACAUCGACGGGUGCAGGAGCAGCCAGGGAAGGCUGUGCUGAGGUAGUGUCUGAGCAGAGACUGGACUAGGGUUUGGCCAUGUCGGGGAAGAGCAGAGGCAGGGCUGGGAAGAAUUCUGGAGAUGGAGAAAAUGAACAGCCCUCCGUGGUCCCAGUGCCGAGGAUGCACGUCUUCACCACGGCCUAUGUCUAUCUCUUCAAAGUGGGGAGCAACGUCUGGUACAAAGCCGAGCCCCCAAUAAAUGCUGACCUUGCCCCAGGACACCAGCUCCCUGUGUGCCCAGAGUCCGGUAAAUCCUCAUGCACUCCUGGGGGCAGCCAGCCUCAGCUUCCCCAGGAUAGCACCCAGCCAGUGAGAUUGGCUUUGCCGUUUCAGGACUUGGUGACUUUCAAGGAUGUAGCUGUGCUCUUCACCCAGGAGGAAUGGGGGCAACUGAGCCCUCCACAGAGGACCCUGUACAGGGAGGUGAUGCUGGAGAACUACAGCAACCUGGUCUCGCUCGGACUGUUGGGACCCAAACCUGAUAUGUUUUCUCAGCUGGGAAAAGAAGAAGAGUGGAUGCCGGAGGUGGCCUCAGGAGGCUUCUGCCUUGACUGGAUGACUAUGGCUGUGAGUAAGAAAUCUACUCUGCCGGCAGAUAUUCCUAAAGAAGAGUAUGAUCCAUGCCCAGUAAAGGAAGGGCUGACCAGAGACGGUCCCUGGAAAUGCGCCAGCCUGUUGGGAUGGCAGUGCCAGGAAGGGUGGGAAGUGCACUGGCCACAAGUGGCCUCUGCCCAUCAGGUCACCCCACCAGGAGAUGGGGCCCAGCAGGCCCAUGAGUCUGGGAAGGGUUGCCCCAGGAGCUCCUCACUUGUUCAGCGCCAGGGAUUGCAGCCAAGCAAAAAAGCCUUUGAAUGUUAUGAGUGCAGAAAAGUCUUCUCAAAGAGCUCCACCCUUAACAAGCAUCGGAAAACCCAUGCUGAAAAACUCAACACAAGUCAGAAAACACAUAUGAAAGAGAAACGGUAUGAAUGUCGAGAAUGUGGGAAAGCCUUUCAUCAGAGCACACACCUCAUCCAUCACCAAAGAAUUCACACAGGGGAGAAACCAUAUGAAUGUAAGGAAUGUGGCAAGGCCUUCUCUGUGAGCUCCUCACUGACUUACCAUCAGAAAAUCCAUACUGGAGAGAAGCCUUUUGAAUGCAACUUGUGUGGGAAAGCCUUCAUCCGGAACAUACAUCUUUCCCACCACCAUAGAAUACAUACUGGAGAGAAACCGUUCAAAUGUAACAUUUGUGAAAAAGCCUUCGUGUGCAGAGCACAUCUUACCAAACACCAGAAUAUUCAUAGUGGCAAGAAACCCUAUAAAUGUAAUGAAUGUGGGAAAGCUUUCAACCAGAGUACAAGUUUUCUCCAGCAUCAGAGAAUCCACACCGGAGAGAAACCCUUUGAAUGUAACGAAUGUGGAAAGGCCUUCAGGGUGAACUCCUCCCUUACCGAACAUCAAAGAAUUCACACUGGAGAGAAACCUUAUAAAUGUAGUGAAUGUGGAAAAGCUUUCAGGGAUAAUUCAUCUUUUGCACGGCAUCGGAAAAUUCACACUGGAGAGAAACCCUACAGAUGUGGCUUGUGUGAGAAAGCCUUCAGGGACCAAUCAGCCCUGGCCCAGCACCAGAGAAUUCACACUGGGGAAAAACCUUACACAUGUAACAUAUGCGAGAAGGCAUUCAGUGACCACUCUGCCCUCACCCAACAUAAGAGAAUCCACACGAGAGAAAAACCUUACAAAUGUAAAAUCUGUGGGAAAGCCUUUAUCCGAAGCACACAUCUUACACAGCAUCAGAGGAUUCACACGGGAGAGAAACCCUAUAAAUGUAACAAAUGUGGGAAAGCUUUCAACCAGACAGCAAACCUCAUUCAACAUCAGAGACAUCAUAUUGGGGAAAAGUGAUAUGACUGCAGCUUAUAUGGAAGAGCUUUGAUUGAGUAAAUUAAUUAUUGCAUUGAGAGAACCCAUUCUUAAGAAUACCUAUGAUACUCAUAUUUACAGAGAGCCAAGAUUCCUAACAUCGUGGUGUUUGAUAACAGAAUGGCAAACAAACGUCAUUGUUUGGUACUGUCUGGUUGAACAGCAGUACUUUUUUAUUAGUCUGAAUUACCAAGUAGCAGAACCAAAAUGGAGCUUCAUUAACAAUACAAAAAUUGGUUUCCAAAAUCUAUAAUUUAAGAGAAUUAUAAAAUUGUGAAAAUUAAGGUUGAGAAGCCAGGGAACACAGGAAUGAGAAAGUGGUCUACGGGAAUUCCAUUCUUACAGCUUCUCUAAGAGCUGCCACUGUAAUGUCGCCUCUGUUCUGUCCUUACCCAUGCACCUGACACGGAGGGUAAGGAAAGUACAGUCACCCGUGAGCCUGGGGAGUCAUUUAAAUCACACUUCCCACCUUCUGCUUCAAACUGUCUUUGGUCAGAUGUGGUCUGUGUGUCCCCUGGCUUUUUACUCUGUUCUGGAAACGUGACCCCCUUGCUCAGUUGGCUGCUCCUAGCUUAAUGGUGUGUCACUUGUUACCACCACCCUCGGGAGUGUGAUCUAGCCUCAUACACAGUGUACAUCAGAAUCUGCCAGUCAGGAUCAGAACCACAGAAUCAACUCGAAUCAAUCAGUUUCUGGUGUUCACAGCUCGGACUCUGUCUGGGGCGGGGGGGAGUUUGAUCACAGUUCUUGAGUUGCCCCGUUCCUUUGGGCCUCAGCUGGAGUCUGACCUUGGGAUGACACCUGUGCGGGGCUGUGCUUUACAGCUGUUCUUCACUGUAGUUUCUCUGCACACAGCAGCCAGGCUUGCUCAGUGUGAUGUGUGUGUGACAACACCAGCCUCCUAGUUGUGGUUGGUGUUCCUGGCCGACUUCACUUCUGUGACUCACCACUACCUGGUGUGCAUUUGACAUGAGAGAUGAGAGCCUAAGGCCACUUCCCAGGGCACUGUGGCCACUCUGCCUCGGCUGGACGAUCCCAUGCCCACCACGUUAGAGUAUAUUUGCUGUUCCCAGAAUAGUCAACUGCAGCUUCCUGUCUGCCCAGCUUUGUGUAGGUUUCUAAAGGUCUUAAUGUACACAGGGAAACAGGUUUGAAUUUCUGCUCUUCAUUGGAAAGCAGUUGCUUCCUGUCCUUUUCUUGGUCAUUCUGAGAGUGGUGACCAACACACUGAGUAAUUUCUUGGUCCAGAAGUGGCCCGUGGCACCAUCAGCUUCUCUGGAGGGGCAGUGUCCAAACCCUAAGUUGUGAGUGACACACAAGUAUUCCUCUUUCACCACUGUAGUCCAUCAGUGUCUCUCAUGGAAACCACAGACACGCAGUAACUCCUGUGCCUUCCACAUACACAGCACCUGUGCACUCCUCCCACCUCGAGCAGGAGGAGCCUGUCCUGCGGGCUGAGCACAGCAAGGGGGUGCAGAUCAUCAUUCUGGGAAGCGCUGUUGGUCAGGUGGUGCAGUCUUGAGCCCUCCGAGGGCUCCCUCAGCUCCCAGUUAAGGAAGAGGUUGCUGUGUGUCAUGUUGGACUCUAGGUUGAUACAGAGACUCAGAAGCGUCCAGCUGCUUCUAAGCCCAAAUUCUCGGGCUUCUGCUGACCCAGGCUGGCGGUGUGUGGGCCACCCUUCCUGUCAGGUGACCAGCAGCAACUCCUCCUUUCUGCCCUGUGCAUGGGAAGCCGACGUCCAAGAGGCUGCUGGGCACUGCCCUGCUUGGGCCCACACUUCUAUCGGGUGUCACAGGCUGGCUGCUCGAGACUGAGACUGCGCGUGGCUACUGCAGUUCCAUCCCUGGGACCCCCCCCCCCCCCGCGCCUUUACUGUGAAUCCCUGAGAAAUUCCUCUCUCAGCUGAGUUUGCCGCUCCUGUUGUUUGUCGAAAGCAGGAGAGCCCUGCCGCUUGGCGUUUGCCUGCAGUCGGGCCAAGGCCUGCGCCAGGGUAGGAGCCUCGUGCGUCUCAGCAACAGCGCCCGGAGCUGUCCCUCGGGGGUGGCCCCAGUCUGAAGGCUUCCCCGGAGAGCAGGCUGCCCUCCCGGAGCGCGUCUUCCUCAGAUGUGAGGCUUAGCGAAGCGAGACCUGUGGGACGUCGGUUGGUGCUGGGGAAGCAGAAACUUGCAUUUGUGGGAACCCUGAGGCAAGAGGCUCUCAGCCUGCAUCUGUCCUAUCAGCCGACUUGCGCCGUAUUGGACGGGAUUUCAGCAGCUGCGGGGCACUUUUCCUCCCCUUCCCGCAGCCAGGUCAAUCCCGAGACAUGCAGGGCGCUGGGAGGAGCAGGCCGGUCCUUCCUCGCUUGCCUGGCCUAGCUGACUGGCCACGCCGCAGAUCCCCGCCCACGGCAGAAGGUGGCGGAGCGCCGUGCGGGCCCCUUCGGGUCGCAGAGCUGGGAAGCUGGAAGGGCGCCACUGCAGCAGCUCCCUCAGCCUCAUCCAGCCCGGGCCUUCACCCUGCUGCUCACACGGUGCACAAGGACUCCGGGCGCUGCCGGGGCCGCCGCUGUCUCGGACGGUGUGAGCCUGUGGAGAGGCGUCUGAACCCAGUCGUGCAGCCUGGCCCCCGCCCUGCACUUCCGAGCAAACCCGUAAACAGUGCCAGUUCCACCCUGCUGGGGAGGCUGAGACAGGAUUCACACCUAGACUAUUCUUCUCCAGUGCGGACUCACCAACAGCCACUGGAACUGCCUGGGUUUGGCGGGGGGGGGGGGGUGACGGGCCCCAAAUUUCCCCUUCAAGUUCCCCUAGCCCUCUGUCUUGUCCGGUCUUGCUCAACUCCAUCCAGGUGUCUCUGUCUCCCUACUUACCUGGCUUUGGCAGCAGCGCGUCCCUAAGACGCUCGCUCUUCCACAUUCAGGGACUGCUGUUACAAUAGCACUUUACCCAGACUCCUGCUGCCAGGUGGCUGUGCCCUAUCCCCGCGUGGAACACAGUAUCCCUCCGCUGGCUGAACGCCUUUGGUACGGAAACAGCUUCAUGCACGCAAACAGUAAGAAUGUCGUGGCCUCCGUGCCUGGUCCUCUCCCUCCUUCCUAAGCCCUCUGCACUUUGCCCUUCAGGCGGCACUUCCGGGCCCCUCAGCAGGGCAAUGUGGAGGCAGCUGUCCCACCGCUCUCCUGCAGCUGGAGGGCUCUCCGCACCGCAGGCCACCUCAACGCCACUAAAUAUAUUUUGGUAAUGUUUUUACUUUUAAUAUUUUUAUACUGUGGCUUGAUUGUUUCUUAUCACUCAUGGCCCUCUCGGUCGUGCUGAUGACCAUUCCCUGCAAUUUGGAAGUCCUGACCUACUCCCUCCAAGUUUUCUGUCACCCUGUACACCACAUGUCACUGUGCUUUUAAAAAAGUUGUUGAUGCGUCAUCCAUCAGUGUGUCUAUGAAAAUAAAAUGAGAAAAGCA
This is a messenger RNA of Heterocephalus glaber (naked mole-rat), 8887 nucleotides long. RefSeq lists its product as uncharacterized. Gene Ontology annotation, molecular function: DNA-binding transcription factor activity, RNA polymerase II-specific; RNA polymerase II cis-regulatory region sequence-specific DNA binding. The record is from RefSeq and is a predicted model, not a curated record. Gene Ontology annotation, biological process: regulation of transcription by RNA polymerase II. Lineage: Eukaryota; Metazoa; Chordata; Mammalia; Rodentia; Bathyergidae.